AGAAAAAGAAAGCAGAAAAUAAAAAUAGCGCCAUAGAGAAACAUAAAAGGCGAUCCCGCUCCGCUAUGCCUUCGUCACGUGAAAAAGCUGCCUUGAUUCAUUUUAGUACGGUGCAUUCUACCUUUCGCAGUCGAUACCGGAGACGGGUGAGGGAGAAGUGACGGACUUCCGAAAGCCUGACCAAGUCCGGGAAUGCAAGGACGUCUUUUCGCUCAUGGUCUUCUCCGUUUUCGCCGUGUACAUGGUCUGCGUCGCAAUAGCCGCUGCUUCUCGCCGGGACUAUGUGGGCCUGCUGCAUUAUGCGGACAGCUUUGGCAACCUCUGUGGCCUGGACAACCAGAACCGGAAACUCAUCGGCGUGCCACUAUCCGGUCAGGAUAUGCGUGAAAGAAAGCUACUUGAGAAAUCCGACUCGGUGUGGAUAUGCGUGGAAAAGUGUGAAAAGGAAGGUGUUGGACUACUGCCUUACGUUUGCCCGGCGCAAGCAGCUGAAGUGCGCCAACUCGUACUCAGAGAAAAAGACGCGAAGGUGAGCGAAGUGUCUAUGCAACAGUUUUGA
Molecule: messenger RNA, 559 nt
Organism: Rhipicephalus microplus (southern cattle tick)
Lineage: Eukaryota; Metazoa; Arthropoda; Arachnida; Ixodida; Ixodidae
Product: choline transporter-like protein 1
Biological process (GO): transmembrane transport
Cellular component (GO): membrane
Molecular function (GO): transmembrane transporter activity
Source: RefSeq, a predicted model, not a curated record